This is a messenger RNA of Paraphaeosphaeria sporulosa, 1461 nucleotides long. RefSeq lists its product as uncharacterized. The coding region runs from base 295 to 1296 and encodes 333 amino acids. The transcript has 6 exons. Lineage: Eukaryota; Fungi; Ascomycota; Dothideomycetes; Pleosporales; Didymosphaeriaceae. The record is from RefSeq and is a predicted model, not a curated record.
UCUCGGGCGAGUCGGACUUCGGAUUAAUGCAGUUGCAUGUUCAUUAAGCCUCUACCAAUGGUUCGCGAAGAUACACGUCUACCCUGUCGCACGAGCGCCAACCGCAAAAGCUUUGACUGCGCGGGUCCUUCCGCCCCGGUGGCAAGAGUAGUGUCUUAUUGUCCCUUCGAACGACCGAUUUGCUGCCACUAAGCUUUGCGAACUUCUUCUCCGUCGGCAAACCUAGUUUCCCUACUCUGUUUGACCUUUGGUCACCUGCGCGAACUAUCUUGAGCGAAAGUUCUCGGAUCGAACAUGAUGCAUUCCUCUUACUCUGUUGCAUCAGUGGUGUGUUGUGCUAUUUUCACCUUUCUGGCGGUGGUUGCUGUUCUGCUUCGCCAAUAUGCACAAAGUUUGAAGAAGCAACCUAUGACAGCCGAUGCAUGGUUUCUUCUUGCAGGUCUUAUAAUCAUCGUAGCUCACGGUGGUCUGAUCAUUUAUGGAGCCGUUGAUGGUGGGUUGGGGUGGCCGAUCCAAGAUCUGAAAGGCUCCAAGGUUUUCACAUUCCGGAAGGUCAUUUGGGCGAGCCAGGUACUGUGGGUUGUCUCUAUCACGUUAGUCCGACUAGGCCUACUGUUCUUCUACAAACGAGUGUUUCCCACGCCAAAAUUCAAGAUCGCAGACAACAUACUCAUCGCUUUUACAACAUGUUGGGGUCUCACCUCCGCAAUCGGAACAUUAGCUGCAUACCGCGUCUACCAGUUCGAGCAGCCGAUCAACUAUCCCGUGUGGCUGCUUGUCAACUCGAUCCUCAAUUUUGCCCAAGAUGUCGCCACGUUGUGUCUCCCGUUGCCUGUCAUAAAGAAUCUUCAUAUUAGCCGGACACGCAAGUUCCUUGUCGCAGGCAUCUUCGGUCUCGGCUUCUUUAGUAUCAUUGCCUCCAUCGUACGGACAGUUUACUUUAGGCGCUUGAUGGAUCUUACUCCACUACAACACACAUUUUCUUCUACAACGGUGUAUUGCACCAUUUGGUCUAUCAUAGAACCAUGCAACUCGCUCAUCGCUGCCUGUCUGCCCGCUCUUGCACCUUUACUGCGCAAAGAACAUCGCGGCCUUCCCACAGUCAUUCGAAGCAUGUUCUCAAUGGUGAGCCUGAGGUCUGGCAGCAACAGAAGUGGCGGGAGCCGCCGACUAGCAGGAGAGAGUGCCACCGAUCUCACACAGGGAGCUGAGACUACAACUCGGAAGCCGAACAAACUUCACACUGUUGAAUCUCAGGUAUGCAGCGAUGAAUACGAGAUGGGCAGGCCUCAAUAAGAUGAUACCCCCACCCGAGCAAAUUUCAAGCGUAAAUAUGGCAAGAUACGUUCAAUAAUCGUUUUGUCUUUCCUCUCCAGCGAUGGGGUCACUGGUCGUACACGACUCACCGAAAUAUAUGUAUAUCUCGAUGGCAAAAUCUCUAGUAAACUCUUUGUAUUAUGC